ACUGUAAGAGAAGUGAUGGUUUGGGUAUCUGAUAAUUAAUUACCCAUAAAAAUUAGAUGAUAAGUUGGUAAAAGUAAUUUGUUUAUCAAUGAAUUAAGGAUUUUGAAUAGUGGUUCUGCAACUAAUAAUGGAGCCUUUUAGAUUAGUUUGUACAUUGGCGAUUUUAGUUUUGGAAAUGGUAGCAGAACCGCGGCCGGUGAUGAGCGACGCCGACGUGCAGAAAUGUAAAUUCCGGUCACUGUACAAUUUCGGAGAUUCGAAUUCGGAUACAGGUGGAAUAUCUGCUGCAUUAUCUGAAGUUACUGAACCAAAUGGCGAAACGUUUUUUGGACAUCCUGCUGGAAGAUUCUGUGACGGUCGACUGCUUAUUGAUUUUUUAGUUGAAACACUAAAAUUACCCUACCUGAGUCCAUAUUUGGACUCAAUUGGAACUAAUUUCAAGCAUGGAGCAAAUUUUGCAACCGGAGGUUCAUCCAUCCGUCCUGGUGGUUAUAGUCCGUUCCAUUUAGGCAUACAAAUUGCACAGUUUAUACGGUUCAAGGCUCGCAUUACAUCUCUCUAUGAAUCAGGAAAUUCCCAAGCAUUAUUCAAAAACAAUCUUCCAAGGCCUGAAGAUUUUUCUAGGGCUUUAUACACAUUUGACAUGGGACAGAAUGACUUGGCCUAUGGAUUUCAACUCACUACGGAACAACAAGUUAUCAACUCAAUUCCUGAUAUACUGACCCAGUUUUCACAAGCACUGCAUGAAUUAUACAAAGAAGGGGCAAGAUUUUUCUGGGUGCAUAAUACAGGCCCAAUAGGUUGUUUGCCUUAUAGUGUUAUAUACAACUCAAAGCCUAGAAAUAAAGAUAAAAAUGGAUGUGUAAAAUCUCAAAAUAAGGUUGCUCAAGAGUUUAAUAAGCAAUUAAAGGACAAAAUUUCCCAGCUGAGCAGAGAGCUUCAUCAUUCAACAUUCACUUAUGUUGAUGUGUAUUCAGCUAAAUAUCAUCUAAUUAGUACUGCCAACACUCAAGGUAACAUUAUACUUUAACAUGUUUAGAAAAUCUGUAAUUAGUUUGGGCUAAAUGUCUGUUUCGACACCCGAAUUUUAAUUAUUUGGACACUUUGUAGCAUCAUAACUUUUUGGUUGAGCCUAAUGGACACCUAAACUUUGAGUUUUGUAACAUUUUAAACACUUAUUAACUUUUGAUAUAACCUAAUA
Messenger RNA from Mercurialis annua (annual mercury), 1201 nucleotides. Its product is annotated as GDSL esterase/lipase At3g27950. The record is from RefSeq and is a predicted model, not a curated record. The coding region runs from base 128 to 1030 and encodes 300 amino acids. Lineage: Eukaryota; Viridiplantae; Streptophyta; Magnoliopsida; Malpighiales; Euphorbiaceae. Gene Ontology annotation, molecular function: hydrolase activity, acting on ester bonds. The transcript has 4 exons.